Leguminivora glycinivorella is the source of this 2547-nucleotide messenger RNA. Its product is annotated as elongation of very long chain fatty acids protein 7-like. Lineage: Eukaryota; Metazoa; Arthropoda; Insecta; Lepidoptera; Tortricidae. Gene Ontology annotation, cellular component: endoplasmic reticulum membrane. The record is from RefSeq and is a predicted model, not a curated record. Gene Ontology annotation, biological process: fatty acid elongation, monounsaturated fatty acid; sphingolipid biosynthetic process; fatty acid elongation, saturated fatty acid. Bases 346 to 1398 code for a protein of 350 amino acids. The transcript is spliced from 8 exons. Gene Ontology annotation, molecular function: fatty acid elongase activity.
GUCCGCACAACUUAGGGUUUGCUCAUACAUAUAUGCAGUUUUUUUUUCUAAUGUUUACUAGUACUUAUCUAAUAGCGGAUAUACACACAUAAAUAUAAAUAUAGUUUUUUCGUGUGCUUUAAGAAAUGGAAUUUCGAUAGUUGGUUUUUAGUGCGAUGUUUUUGACUCGGCUAGUUUGUGGGAAAUAAAUUAGUUUGAGGAAGUGGUUUUUUAUCCUGACUCUUAUAGGGUGACGACUUCAGAACGGCAUAUUGUUGCCGGCAACAGCAAGACAUAGACAAUUAUUGAAUUCGUUCGCUUAUUUUAGUGCAGUGUAGUGACUCAAAGUGCAGUGAAUUUUCGAAAAUGUCGGGUUUCGUGAAAAUCGCUAUCGACGAUUACUAUUCGGACAGCAAUUGGACCACCAUUAUUGAAAAAUACUGGUUGGCGGCCGAAAAAGUGUCAGAUCCUCGGGUCCAAGGAUGGUUCCUCUUCGACACGCCGCUCCCGACCCUGGCCAUGGUCAUAGCGUACCUGGCCGUAGUAAUGGUCAUCGGCCCCCUAUGGAUGGAGAACAAGAAGCCGUUUAAGCUCAAGAACACCUUGGUGGCGUAUAAUGCGUUCCAGGUUCUGCUGUCGUCUUACAUGUUUUAUGAGCACCUAAUGUCAGGAUGGUGGGGUGACUACAGUCUGGCGUGCCAGCCAGUUGACUACAGCGAGAGCGAACAGGCGAGACGGAUGCUGCAUCUAUGCUGGGUGUACUACUUCUCCAAACUGUCCGAGUUCGCGGACACGAUAUUCUUCGUGCUGCGGAAGAAGAAGGGACAAGUCUCGUGGCUCCAUCUGUACCACCACUCCCUCACCCCUUUCGAGGCGUGGGUGCUCGUCAAAUUCAUCGCUGGUGGCCACGGCACGUUCUCCAAUAUCGUCAACAACAUGGUCCACGUCAUCAUGUAUGCUUACUAUAUGUUCUCCGCGAUGGGACCACACAUGCAGAAAUAUCUCUGGUGGAAGAAGCAUCUCACCACCGUUCAGCUGAUCCAAUUCUACAUGGUACUGUUCCACUCAAUCAGCGCUCUCUUCUUCGACUGUGGAUAUCCAAGGAUCAUCGCCUUCGGCCUCGUGCUUCACUCCACCAUCUUCAUCGUCCUCUUCACCAACUUCUACAUCCAAGCCUACAAGAAGAAGCCCAAACCACCCACCAACAACAACACCAUCACCAACGGAUACGCCAGGAACGGCCACAUACCCAAUGGCCAAGAAUCCACCCAAGAAAUCAAUGGCAAGAUUCCCAACGGCCAAGAAAUGAACGGCAAAGUUCCAAAUGGACUCGAGAAUGGAAAAAUCUCAAAUGGUAACGGUCACAUCAAAAACGGAUGCCUAAAUGGUGAUGUCAGAGGAAAAGAAAAGGUGCAAUAAGACUUUACCAGGCCCAAUGAUCGUGUUUUUAUCUGCAGCUUAUGCGGCUUUAUCCACUGCGAUAAAUGAUAAAAACGCCAUCAUUCACAGCCACCCAGCUUUAGUUCCGUAAGGAGAAUUUCGUGCCCUUGGCUUCAAAAUGUCAACAGUCACGACAUUUUGGAUUAAUUUAUCUUAAUUUAACUGUAUCAGGGCCCUUAUUAAGCUCAUGGUCGUAAGAAUUCCAAAAGAAAGGUCCAAUGCCAAGACCAUUAUAUGCUUAUGAUGAAAUAGAGGUAUAGCAUCGAUAAUCGAAUACUACUCGUAUUUUUGUCAUUAUUAUAAGCGCGGAGUAAAACCAGAUGAUGACGAAUUUUGUAAAUGUAUGUCACCAUUUGAAUGCUGUAUUUACUUUGUGUGAAUACUUGUCUUUCAAAUCUUCAUAUUUUCUUUUACCUAAUAAUUUGUAAUAUACAAUUUGCGGAUCAAAUUCGCUAUCUCGAAAAUAUGAAUAAGUGUUGGGAUGUGUACCGAAAUAUCUCCUUAUAAAUAACUUAUAAAAUUAUGUACCAUAUUUUGUUAUGGUUCCACUGUGAGCUAUGGUUGAUAUUAUUUAAGGUGUAGUAUUGUAAAUAAGUACCUGUAAAUAAAAUACACAGUUUUUGUUCUUCUCCAUCGCUGCAUGAAAUGUAGCGUUCUGUCUGAGAGGGAAAUUUGUUUCUUUAAUAAAUUACCUAUGCUAGUUUCACUAUUAAUUAACUAGCUAUCGUGAUUGUUUGCAACUUCGAUAUAUUGACAAACUUAAAUAUUUAUACGUCAAAAAUCAUAAAAUACCUACAACAUCAACAUCUCCUUAUAUACGUCUUUAUGACUUGCAUAAAAUGAUUUAUGCAAGUUUCACUAUUAAUCAACAAUUCGGAAAGAUAUUGCAAAAACAAAAUUUAAUAUUUAUGUUUUAAACAUCUUAAAAUAGAACAUCAACAUUGCCUCAUAUGCCCCUUUAUGAGACAUAUACAAAAGUGAUUGAGAAGCGGAUAACGAUAUUUCGAUUUUUAUCGAUUGCAGUGCACUUUUCGCACUUUUAGAGCAUGUAAAAUGAUAUUUCUUGUCUAAAUGUGCACUGCUAUUCACCAUCCAAUCAUUUUAUUAAUGCAAGCGCAAAUGAGUCUC